AUGGCCUUCCUCGCCAUGCCACAGACAGACAUGUAUUCUUCGUUAUUGAAUACGAGAUCACCCGUUGUUGUGUUACACUUAUUACCACCACAACUUCGAGUACUAGCUCUUCUACUACCCCAGCGGUUAUUCAACCCUAUUCUCCAGUGGACGCCUAGCCCACCAUCGUUUAAUCGACGGCCUUCAGGUCCAUUUCUGGACGGUCUUGCGGUGGAGCUAAAAGAGCAAAUCGCUCGUUUAUUAGACCCGAUCGGGUUGAUCUCGCUACGUCAAACGAACCGCCACUUCCUGAAAAUCAUCAAACCUCAGAGACAACAGUUCAUUGAGCGUCUGCUGGCUCUUGAGUGCCUUCCGGGACAUGGAGGCUCCCUUCUGCCCUUCACUGACUGCCACGGAAGACCCCUCUGGAGUGACCCCGGCGUCUUGAAGACACAGACGCGGCCGCGGUGGGCCUGUACCGGUUGCAAGAGGCUUCUCCCUUAUUACCAUUUUCAAUACAAAUUCUUGGCCGAGGUGAUUUGGCAAAAGCCCCCGACUGGGUUCCCUGCAACCAGGACCAUUACUUCUUGGGAGCCUGGGCUUGGACGCAUCGCGAGGGUGGUAACACCGCUAACGCCACUCCCAGCCGACGGCGGCAGAAGCAUACAAGAUCGCUAUAACCUCAUUGUUGGGGAUAUUCUAGCCAUAAGUCCUAACGAGCUAUUCAAUCAGAUCCGAAACCACAACCUGGAUCACUUUGAGGGAAUGCAAUAUGGCGACUUUUUACAACGAAUCACGUAUAUCCCGAGCAACAUACGUAACCUAUUUUUGUGGAAUUUGGUGUCAAUGCGGAGCAGCUUCGGCAGUAGCCGACACCAUCGAAAGUGCAAUGCAUGCCAAUACAAAAACCACGUUUUCAAUAACGCGACCAUUGCCAGCCAUAAUGGCAUGUUUGGGACUGAAAGAUUUCCCAUCAUUUCGAUUGAAAACCACAUGAUCGCAUCCCCCCUCGAUCGAUAUUUCCCUGGCGUAUUGGAUACCAUGCAACAAGGGCGUCCAUCCAAGCGUUUUUAUCAAGGCUUCCCAGAGCCUUGGACUUUGUGGAUGGCUCGGUGUCCUCGAUGUACGAAAUGGCAGGAGUUGAGAGCGUUUCGAUUCGGUGCGGGUGCCGGGUAUUGGUUUCAGGCAUGGGAACCUCUCAUGGGGCAGCUAACUUGGGACGGACUAAUACUUACGCAAGAGAUCUUUGACAAGGCUUGCUGCAACGCAUGCUUCAUGGAACAGAAUGGGCGGCCAGCACUGGCCGAGUACCUUUGUCGGUGGUUCGUGUUCUUGUUGGAACAGCAGCCCCAAGAGGUUCAAUCUGAGCUUCGUUCUGAAGCGGGUAGAUUCACGACAAAGUACGGCGAAAAAGCUCAUCCGACAGCGGUCCACGAUUUGAAGCAGAAAAUCUUCCAGAUUGAUUGUCUUCGAUCCCAGGGCGAGUCUCCAUGGCAUUUGUCUCCCCGUCUUCAACUCCUCCUCAAAGACUUGUUCAGACUGUUUGGGCUAGCCGGCGAUAAAUUCCUCUCUGACAAGCAAAGCUUAUAG
Molecule: messenger RNA, 1569 nt
Organism: Fusarium mangiferae
Lineage: Eukaryota; Fungi; Ascomycota; Sordariomycetes; Hypocreales; Nectriaceae
Exons: 1
Coding region: 1-1569 (522 amino acids)
Source: RefSeq, a predicted model, not a curated record